Messenger RNA from Pseudoliparis swirei, 519 nucleotides. Its product is annotated as 60S ribosomal protein L22. Lineage: Eukaryota; Metazoa; Chordata; Actinopteri; Perciformes; Liparidae. The transcript is spliced from 4 exons. The coding region runs from base 71 to 469 and encodes 132 amino acids. Gene Ontology annotation, cellular component: ribosome. Gene Ontology annotation, biological process: cytoplasmic translation. The record is from RefSeq and is a predicted model, not a curated record. Gene Ontology annotation, molecular function: structural constituent of ribosome; RNA binding.
GUUUGGCGUUCGAUUACUCCAUGUGACGCAUGCGCACUGCCUGUCCUUUCUCUCUGCUAGCUCCUCCGCCAUGGCGCCCACUCAGAAGAAGCAGAACCCCGGUAAAGGCGGUAAAGGCAAGAAGAAGAAGCAGGUCCUGAAGUUCACUCUGGACUGCACUCACCCCGUAGAGGACGGCAUCAUGGACGCCGCCAACUUCGAGCAGUUCCUUCAGGAGCGCAUCAAGGUGAACGGGAAGGCCGGUAACCUUGGUAACGGCGUGGUCUCCAUCGAGAGGAGCAAGAGCAAGAUCACCGUCUCCUCCGAGGUGCCCUUCUCCAAGAGGUACCUGAAGUACCUGACCAAGAAGUACCUGAAGAAGAACAACCUGCGGGACUGGCUGCGCGUGGUGGCCAACACCAAGGAGAGCUACGAGCUGCGCUACUUCCAGAUCAACCAGGACGAGGAGGAGGAGGAGGACGAAGAUUAAAGCAACCAGUCACAUUUUGUACAUCUAAAUAAAUGUUGUUUCCCAGUAAA